UCUCAGUCUGAGAAUGAAUGACGACAAACAUCCGCUUGUUUAUGUGUGACAGUUUUUCAUUUAAUGGAGAAUAUGUUUCUUUCUUAUGAGAAGUAAAUACAAGCUAUAAAGAUGUUCAAUCGAUUUGCCGCGGUUCUACAUCAAGCAGUAGAAGCGAUUGCUCCAACGCAGACAUUGUUGGAGGAUUUUGUUUUUCAUUGGAAAGCAAUCACACACUACUUCAUCAAUAACAAAGAUGACAAGCAACCGGUACAGGACAGCAACAUCCCAAAUCACCUUGACAACAUGCUGGUGAUUCUGACCCAAGAAGAGGGUCAGAUGGAAGAUAACCAAACAGGGCCAUGUAUGGAGCAUCUCCUGCAACACAAGAUCCUAGAAACCUUGUGGACUCUAGGAAAGGCUGAUUGUCCACCAGGUAUGAAGCAGAUGGUUCUGAUGUUCUUCACCAACCUCUUAGGAAGGAUCAAGCAGCCUCUCCUACCUCAUAUCAACGUCUACAAACCUGUUCAUAGAUUGGUCAAGGUUUGUGGAGGGACUAGAGCCGGUCCAACCGAGAAGGAAGAGAUCCAGUUCCUCUGUGUCGUCUGCUUCAAGCUCAGAGAAGCCCCAUAUCUGGCAAACUUCUUCCUCGAGGAUCCCAGGCAAAGCAGCAGUAGGCAGAGAGGAUCUAAUAGAACCAAACCAGACCCAAGCCAAGCUGAGUUCAGUGUGGUUGACUCUCUGCUAAAGCUGGUGCAGAGUCCAGACUCUAGGAUAGCCGUGAAGGCCUGUGAGGGGUUGAUGCUGUGUGCUAGUUUACCAGAAAGCCAAGCAGCUCAAUGUAUGGUGAGAAACACUCAGUUCUGUACUCUACUAGCUGAACGACUCUGCUCACUCUACAACGCACUUCCUCUCUCUAUGGAUCCUGUGGAUAUUGAGAGCGUCGAGGCAAAGUGGGGCCUUGAUGUGAACAGUGACUCUGAUGACACCAAUAACUUUGGUGGUAAGCGUCAGUUGAUCUCUCUCCUGUCGUGGUUUGACUACUGUGAUCAGAUCAUCAAAGAAGGACAUCCCAUCAUAGGCAAGGCUCUAUCAACCCAGGUCAAAGAAAACUUCCUCGUGCCAAUCAUCGAGCAACUCCUACUCCAGACGUCAGAAGUUGGUAUUCUAACGAGUACAGCCCACCUGGCUAAGUUUGUCAAGAUGACCUCAUCUCCUCAGCUCCUGAAUGAGUUUGUCUACUUCAUCCUCGGUGAUAACACGAGCCCAGAGAAACCUGGUGAUGCGGAUCAUAAGAUUAGACAUAGACUCAUUGAGAGAUGCGAUCAUUUAUCAGAUGAGAUCUGCAUCAUGUCACUGAAACUUUUCGAAGUACUCCUCCAGAAAUCUCACGUCCACAUCGUCAAUAACUUGGUGCUACGCAAUCUCAAGACAAGAUCAUAUUUUGACCGCCACCCUCCCACACCGUCUCCACCUGCUCCUGCAUCGCCUCCUCUAUCUCCAUCUAGCCCUGGAUCGCCUCCUCAAUCUCCACUUAGCCCUGGAUCUCAUCUUGAGGCAGACCGGGGGGAGACAGCCGAAGAAUCUUUAACAGUAGACAGUGACUUGUUCUUAACAAAUGGUCCGACAAGUAUCGGUGCUGAUGAUGGGGAGAACCAUAUACCGGAGGAUGAUGAGGAGAACCAUAUACCGGAGGGUCCGCUGCUGCAAGGGGGAGAAGGGGGAGGAACUCCUCCUGUUAGUGAUCAAGAGCCUGAUACUACAAACCCUGAUUCAUUUAGUGACAGUUCUUUAGGGCUAGACACUUCACGUUCAGGUCUACCCAACUCAGUGCCUCAACCAACAUCCCUUCUACCCCCGUUAUCCGACACACCCAAUACAAACAGUGCUAUAAGUCUGACCACGCCCUUUGAUGCGACUGGAGCUACCCCCAGUCUCAUCGGGGUGGUACCCUUGUUGUUAAGUCCCGCUCCUCCACGAGGAGCUCCAACACUUGUGUCUCAGAGCUCGGCUGUAACGAAUGUGCCUUCACCGUUAACGCAACUGCUAUCAUCAACUCCAGACCCGCUGUCGUCGACCAUGCUGUUAGGGACAUCACCGUCGUUAUCUUUGACGUCGCCUAGAUCUCUAGGGUCACCACCAGGUUCUCCUACAUCUCAUGGGGAAGGAGGAGAGGACACAGACCAUAAUAUGCACAGGGUUGUCAGCUGUUUUCUAGGGUUGAUACCAGAAGAGAACAAGUCUUCCUAUCUGACCGGUGAUACGGGGUACGACAUGUAUCUCAGAGAGGCACAUCGAAAUUUCCGUGAGUGUACAGUGAACAGUCUUCCAUAUGAUUGGCCGAACUACCCGACCCCUCUUGAGCGAUGCCCUGAGUCUGACCCCUUCUACGAGGGAGGAUUCAUCAAGAUCCUCUUUGAUAAACUCUCCAGGAUGCUGGACCAGACAUACGAAGUCAACCUCCAAGUGACAUCUUUACUGGCCAAGAUUGCUCUCUUUCCUCACCCUCACAUCCACGAGUAUCUCCUAGAUCCGUUCUUAAAUACAGCUCCAGGAUGUAGGAAUCUACAUAGUGUGUUGCAAAAGGUUGUGAAUGAUCUUAGUGUAAGAGUAAGGUCCAUCCCUGAGUUUCAGAAGCAGCUGUUCCUGGUCAGGCAGCAGCUCAUGGGCAUUGUGGAGGAGCAAGACAGGAGUGGAGCAAGUGCCAUAAUGAACUUGCCGUACAUUGAUUUAUUAGAAGGUGUCAUUGUCCUAGAAGAGUUUUGUAAGGAGCUAGCAGCCGUCGCCUUCGUCAAGUUCCACGCAGCAAGUGGGCGAUAAUCAUCUCCUUCAGGCUUAAUGGCUGCUCGGCUCGCCCACAGGAUUGCAACAAACUGUGGAUGAACUUCUUAGUAGGGAUGUUGUCGCCAUGGUAACAGAUGGUGGGCUAGAUGAUGAUCUGAGACACCAGCUCCCGGGAUGGUAUGCACAAAACGGAAUGGAAGAAAGGAAAGUCCAGACCAUGAACUCAGGGAUGCUUCCUUACCAUUGUCAAGGAAAAAGAAGUGUCAGAUAACAUCUCAUUAUUUUUUUAUUCAAUUUCAAAGUUUGCUCAAUUCCCAGUUGUUGAAGAAGUGUGCAUUUACUUUUGGAAGUCAUCUAUUAGAUUAUAGAAGCAUACACCUAACCAUGUUCUCAAUUAAAGAUACCUUCAAUGUUGUAUGUUCAAUAUAGACAUGCCAAUGCCAAAGGUUGAAUAAUUUGAAACUUAUUUGACCUGUAUCUUGAAAGUUUGGGUGCAAUCUGUAACUACCCUUCAGCAAAACACUUUUUGGCGAGUAUUGGGGCGUUAAUUUGCUUAAUACUUUGAUGACUGAAACAUGUUGUUGUGUAUAUUUGGAGAAUCGUCUCAAGAUUCAGAUUUAGAUAUAGAAGAACAACACUGGUAAAGAGUCCUUGCAAAGUUUUUUUUGUUCUUUUGGUUAAAUAUGCAUAUCCCAAGCAGGAUGUUAUUGCAAUGAUACUGCCCAGACAGUGAAGCUUUAAAAUAUAUCUCUGUCAAUGUAAGAAGAGAAGAAAUGUGAAAAAAUGGUAAACGAAGGCUAGCACUAGCAACGUGGUAUACAAGAGGUUAUGACAUAUAGCAACGUCAGGUUCUAGUCAUGAAAUGACAGGUUUGAAAAACAGUGACAGGUUAGCAUUCAUUUUCAAGCAAAAAUGUAAAUUAACUGUAAGUCAUGAAAUUGUUUGAAAAUGCUUCAGUUUAUAGCUCAGAUUGCACCAGAGAACAUCAAGAACCCUACAGGCCAGCCUUCGGGAUUUCACACUUCACCCACAUCAGUCCAUACUCCUUCUAGUAUGCAAAUUCUAAGUGUUUGAUCGUUUGUUUGUGAACAGAACCUAUUACAGGUUCAGAAGAAAUUUUGUAAUUAGGAAUGCAUGUGUUUGUGUCUGUGGGUAUUUGGGUUGGAUGCCAAAUCGGUCGGAUACAAGAUUGCAAUCAGUAUUGGAACUCAAUAAUCUUUUGCUAAUGUUUAAAUUAUGUAGCUACUCCUGUCUGGCUCGAAAAUAGCUUGCCUGGGGAGAAAAAUAUUGGAACUUAAUAACCUUCCACUGUUUAAAUUAUGUAGCUAAUCCCAUCUGGUUUGAAAUUAGCUUGCCUGGGAAACAAAUUAUUGAAAAGAAAUCUCUGUUGCAUUAUGUAAACAUCCUAAGGACACACCCAAAUAUAAAUAUUUUUGUUACCAAUAACAUUCUCUCAAAAUGGCAAGAUCAUUUAUUACUGAGCAAGUUUGUAGCGCUCUUUACUUGAGCCCAUGCUAUUCAGCAAACAUUUAUGGUACCCAAGACCUUUACAAAACAUCCUGAUAAUAUUAAAUGAAAUCAAAUGAUGAUUUAUUUCCGAAGAUUUUGUUAAUGAUAGCUUUGAGAUAGCUCAAGAUCGGUUGACAUUUUUUAGACCCCUCCCCAGGACGUCGAUCAAUGACAUGUAUGUGCCCCCCCCCCCCAAACAUCAAACUCUGGCUACGGCCCUGGUUGGAAGAAUGAAUAUCUGUGUGUCCAUUCAAGUAGUCUCACCAUAUUCAUCACAAGAACCAUUUAAAGGACAAGUUACAGUCAUGGCAUUCCAUUCAUUUGAAAUUGUGUCGCAAUAUACCUUUGAUCUGUUUAGAUAGCAAGGUCAUAUUGGAUGUGUUAAAAGAUGACUUUAUUAUCAGUAAAGACACAUUUAUCAUAGUAUGGGCAGAGGAAUACUGCCAAGUGGCAUUCCUUUUAUGAAGUCAAUUUACAUCAUAGAUAUGUCCCUGGGCCCUAUUUCACAAAACUUGUCAUCAGUGACAAAUGACAGUUUUUUUGUUAAAAGCUAGUGAAAUCCUUGCUUCUGAUUGGUUAUCAGCAGGUUUGUCACUGAUUUUUGUCAUUUAUCAUUGAAAAAAGGCAUUGUGAAACAGGUCCCUGGUCGUAUUAAUCCAGAUAUAUAUUUCUGGCUUUGGGGGAGGACACCCACACAUGCUUUGGUAAUGUUUGAGGCUUAGCCGAGCAAGGCAAGAUUAGCAUAGAGGUGAAACAGAGGUAACUACUGAAAUAUAGAUGAAUGCUUAGCAUGUUUGUACACUGUAGCAGCCUGUUUGGGUGCAGUAUGUUAUAGAUUAAGGUAUGGGGCCCUCUAUUACCGGUGGGUUAGUAUUAUUUUGUUGAAUGGGCUUGUAUGUGGAAGGAAGACCUCCAAAGAUGUGAUGUAGCAGGAACAUCAUGGAGCAUACAUGUACAGUAUGAGUAGGUAUUAAUCAUUUUUUUUAAGGAUCAGGUGCUUUGAGCGGAACAUUUUAGAGAGUGUUGUGGUAUAAGGUGUUAUUUGGUGUACAUCUUGGAGGAUAAUGGUGUUAUGAGGUGUGCAUUAUGGAGGAUAAUGUGGUGUAAUGUAUGGAUCUCAGACAGUAAAGUACCUUAAUUUUUUUCCCAGCCAAAUUGUUAAUAGUUUCUCCAAAGUACUAGCAUUUCAAGCUGUGCUUGUGGAAGGAAUAAAGUGUCGUAACAUACAUAGUUUUACUUAUGAAAAAGCCAGAUUUAACAAAAUCAAAGCAUAUUCACCAGGUUACAUUUUUUAUUUUAUACACCUCCAUUCGCUAACUAAGUAUUUUGUAUGAUUCACAGACUCCUUGACAACUUAGAACCCAAAUGUGAAUGCUGUAUAUCCAAGUAUGUCAAACCCUACACAUAAACUCGUAAAAUCCUUACAGCUCAAUCUAAUAUUUUUCUAAUUAUGUUUCUUUUUCAUUUGAAAUGAGUGAUGCACAGAGCAAGGUGUUAUUUUAUAUGAGGAGUUUAUAAAUAAUCAUUGUUGGUAAUUUAAGUUGUAAACUGAAAUGGUAGACUUUUAUAUUAUCAUGACAGGUCUUGGAUAUAUUGAUGGAUAUGCUCCUAACCCACUCAUUCUGUGAUACUACAAUGCAUGAAGCAAUAGUUAACCCUGGGAGUAUCGCAGGUGGUUUUCAUAACCCACAUUCUGAUAAAUAUCUUGUAAUACAUGAAAUUGAAGAAAGCUUGUUUUAUAUCUUGAAAUUGAAGUAGGUUAAUCUUAGUAGUUAUACAAGUUUGUAGACUGGAUGUCUCCAUUAAAGCCUUGUUCAGAUGUGCAUUGGUAAACCACCAGGUUGUCCACAAAAAAAGUUAUGAUGACUUAAAGAGUAAUGCACUUCACAUUCUUAUCGUAUAGAACAGAGCUAUAAUUGAUAAAGAGUGAAAAUGCGUAAGACGUUUGAUGCACGCAGCUUCCAUUCAUUCAAAAGUACAGCGUUGUACCGCAUCAUAUAUGAACGAGCCUUAAGGGUUUGUUAAAGACGAGUCAGGGUCUGGUGAAGUUGAAGAUUAAAAAGUUAGAUUUCCUUAAUUCAUCAUAUUUUAUAUACACCUUGAAGGAAAGGACAUGUCCCCUAAAUGUUUGUUGUGGAAUGUCUAAUGUCAAUAUUUGUAAUAACUGGUCCCACUGAUUGACUUACAUGUAGCAAUGCAAUUGACUACUUAAAGCCUAUCUGCACUAGUUUGUCCAGGAGGGAUUAGACCCCUCAGCAUGGUCACUGGCAGGUGGUGAUCUCAUCAAAUAAGCUCUCAAUUAACAUAAGAAAAAGGGAACCAUGGGGGAUCAACAUGUACCGCUUAGGCAUUGUUUGCUAUAUAGAGGGCGCAAGUAGCUAUAAGUAGUGCGGUGGGGAUUUAAUAUCAGCAGUAACUAUUGAACCGAGAGCAAAGUGGCAUUGAGCCCUCAGCAGUCCCUAAACUUACAUUGUAUUAAUAUGUUAAUGAUUCGACCUAUCAAAGGUGCCCUCAAGAGAAAGGUCUGUGUUUUUCUCAUUUAUAUGGAAAUGAAAUUAUAAACCAGAGAUUAGAAUUCUCAAUUAUAGUCAAAGGCAAAAGAGAAAGGGCUUUGAAUCAGGACAUCAGCAAAGUUAGAUCUUCAAGUAAUGAACUAAUGAACUCUGUCCGUCAAUUAUAGCUCUUUUUAUUUUAUAGUUCAGUUUCAUUCUCUAUGAUUAAAUCGGCCUGAUUCGGGUUGCAAAAUUAGGGGAAAGGCAAUAAAUAGAUUUUGAUUGUAA
Messenger RNA from Strongylocentrotus purpuratus (purple sea urchin), 7052 nucleotides. Its product is annotated as protein FAM160B1. Bases 112 to 2799 code for a protein of 895 amino acids. The record is from RefSeq and is a predicted model, not a curated record. The transcript is spliced from 16 exons. NCBI's taxonomy places the organism in Eukaryota, Metazoa, Echinodermata, Echinoidea, Camarodonta, Strongylocentrotidae.